Paramecium sonneborni is the source of this 506-nucleotide messenger RNA. The record is from the annotation of a GenBank genome assembly. NCBI's taxonomy places the organism in Eukaryota, Ciliophora, Oligohymenophorea, Peniculida, Parameciidae.
UUUUAAAUGUGUUUUGAAGAACCUUAAGAAGAUAAAGGAUUAGAGAAGUUUUUGAAAUUAGCUACUAAAUAGUAAAUGAUAUGAGUAAUUCUAGUUAUGAGAGUAAAUAUGGAACCCCAUAAAAAAAUUUGAGGGAAAAAGCAAUGACUUUAUGGUUGGACUUACCAUCAUUUAAAGAUAAAAUGAUAGUGAUGGAAUUUAUGUAAAAGAAGAUCAAUAGGAUUGAAUCAUCAUAAACAAAAAUCACUAAUUUUUUUAAAUCAAAUUAAAAGCCCUCAAAGAUUAAAGUUUAGAGAUAGAUAGAUUUUUUUGAUGAUUAAGAGAUUACAGGUCCAUUAAUAGAAGCUAACACUCCAAAAAAGAGAGAUAGAUCACCAUAUAGUAAAUUUUAUGAAGAAACCUAUUGGAAACUAAAAUUAGAGUAUGAAUCUCUGAAUUAAAAAGAGAUUAGAGAAAUGGUAUAAAGAUAAUGGGAAAGCAAUAGAAAGAUAAUUUAAAUUAUUUGA